This is a messenger RNA of Emiliania huxleyi CCMP1516, 975 nucleotides long. RefSeq lists its product as hypothetical. The coding region runs from base 1 to 975 and encodes 324 amino acids. The transcript has 3 exons. Gene Ontology annotation, molecular function: extracellular ligand-gated monoatomic ion channel activity; transmembrane signaling receptor activity; neurotransmitter receptor activity. Gene Ontology annotation, cellular component: synapse; membrane; neuron projection. The record is from RefSeq and is a predicted model, not a curated record. NCBI's taxonomy places the organism in Eukaryota, Haptophyta, Isochrysidales, Noelaerhabdaceae. Gene Ontology annotation, biological process: signal transduction; chemical synaptic transmission; nervous system process.
AUGUGUACAUAUGCUGAGCUGGAGCGCUUCGAUGUGCUCAAAAUCCAGUUCGUCGACACUGUCUCGCAGUCAUUCCACGCGCGCUGCCUUCUCCAGCUUCGUGUGAGAGGAGCCAAGGACCGGAGGGAUUCCUUCGUCACCUUCAAAGACGGCGCCACCGAGUCUGUCGAGUGGUUUGCGGGGCGGAUCGAGGUGCUCAACUCGUUUGAGCACGACUCGUGUAAGCUGAUAGACGAGAAGCCAACGGUCAGGGACGAUGGCGAAGACCUGCUUAUCCAGCUGCGGUUCGAGGGGCGCUUCAACCAGCCGAUGCGGCUGCACGCAUUCCCCUUCGACUCGCAAGAGCUGAGCAUCGAAUUUAUUAUUCUCUGCCGCGUCGACGGACCCGUCCCGGCCGAAGUGAACGUAUCGCCUCGCGUGAGCUGCAGACUCGUGGACAGUGGCUUCGCGCCACGCUUUCAGUGGCGGCCAAAGGGGAAGGUGCGCUGCCACGCAGGGACACACGAGGCAAACGGGCGCACCUUUCCCAAGUUUGGCGCUACGGUGAGAGUGGCGCGGGAGGCUCGUUUCUACGUCACCAACGUUGCGCUCCCCACCGCCGUCUUCUCCGGCCUCGCCUUCACCCUCUUCGCCGCGCAGCCGUCGGAGCCUAUGGAACGCCUGUCGGUUGCCUUCACGCUGCUCCUAACGAUGGCGGCGUACAAGAUCACGGUGGCGGGCAUGAUCCCGCAGGUGUCCUACGAGACCUUGCUCGACCGCUUCCUGCUCUACAACUUCUUCCUCCUCGUGGCGAUGGCGAUCGCCAGCGCAGUUUUGCCGCAAGUGGGACAAGAGGCGGAGGAUUUGGCCGACCGCGUCUGCUUGGCGCUUCUGGGCGCGGUUUGGUGCCUGAUCCAGGCGUGGUUCGUGGCCAAGGCGUGGAGUCGAGAAAGGAGUGAAAGGCUGAGGCGGGGUGGUGGCGGGCUCGUGAUAUAA